UGUCACCCAAAACAACCAACAGCGCGUGCGCAUCGUAGAUCCUUCAACUUCUCAAGCCGGCAUUAUUCUUCCACGACGAAUCUUCCCAGGUCGUGCGAACCGGUCAUUGAAAUUCGACAACAUUCUCCGACGUCAUCAGGUCAUCUGGUACGUCCCUUAAUAACAACGCCAUCUCUCAGCGCCUCUAGGUUUCAAUUAUCCCAUUACCCCGCUAACCACUGGAAUGGGCAGCCAUCGACGACGGUGUUCAACAACGAACCUCUUUCAGUGUGCGAUUCGAUAAAACCCACCGCCCAGCAUGGAUAGAGUUGCGGGUCUUACAGUUAACCAGAAGGCGGCUAGGAACCAGUUCCGGGCGCGCACCGUCAAGGGAGCGAACAACGGUGUCGCGCUGCGGCAAUACGCCGAGGCGACACUCGGAGGAGGCAGCCUGCGCAAAGUCGUGAAGCUGCCUGAGGGGGAAGACGAGAACGAGUGGAUGGCAGUCAAUAUGGUCGACUUUUACAACCAGAUCAACCUCCUCUACGGCGCUAUUACCGAGUUCUGCUCGCCUCAGUCUUGCCCGGAGAUGAAGGCGACUGACGAGUUCGAGUACCUGUGGCAGGACAAUGAGAACUACAAGAGACCCACCAAGAUGGCAGCUCCGGACUACAUCGAGCACCUGAUGGCCUGGGUGCAGAGACACAUUGACGACGAGCAGAUCCUGCCGAGCAGGAUUGGCGUACCCUUCCCCAAGUCGUUUCCGUCGACUGUGCGACAAAUCUUCAAGCGCAUGUAUCGAGUCUACGCCCACGUUUACUGCCACCACUAUGCCGUCAUCAGAGAACUCGGCCUGGAGCCCCACCUCAACACGAGCUUCAAGCAGUACGUGCUCUUCGUUGACGAGCACAAGCUCGCAAGUGGGAAGGACUUUUAUGGCCCGCUGAACGAUCUUGCCGAGAAGAUGAUUGAAAGCGAUUGAGCCAGACCAAGACCGGCUCUCGAGAUGUACUUGUAUGCAUUGUCUGGGCGUUUGGGAAACAGGGAUGGCACGCCAAUCGGCGAGGGAGUCAGAAAGGUCUGAUGACUGGCGCGUUGACUUUGACACCGCUGAGCCUGGGGACACAGGCAGGGACGCGGUUGCUGUGAUAUUGCUGUAGAUUACACAUAGGGUUAUGGGAAACACGGCUUUGGGUUGAAAUGAAACAUUGACAAUGGUCGUUUUGCAGUGUAAACCAGGUGCACGCGUAUACAAUUCCAUGCCAACGACGGCAUGCAAGACG
Colletotrichum navitas is the source of this 1262-nucleotide messenger RNA. Its product is annotated as putative maintenance of ploidy protein mob1. Gene Ontology annotation, cellular component: nucleus; cytoplasm. Lineage: Eukaryota; Fungi; Ascomycota; Sordariomycetes; Glomerellales; Glomerellaceae. Gene Ontology annotation, molecular function: protein kinase activator activity. The record is from RefSeq and is a predicted model, not a curated record. Gene Ontology annotation, biological process: cell division; positive regulation of protein phosphorylation; signal transduction. Bases 299 to 961 code for a protein of 220 amino acids. The transcript has 4 exons.